AAAUAUCCAACAUAAACCCUUAAAUCGAUUGAUCGAGGACGAGGACCGUUCCUCCAUCACGAAGAAAUUCCAAUGAGCUCCAAGCGGACGUUCGAAGACUUGAGUGAGGAGAGCAGCGGUGAGCGCGUCGAUGAUGAGUCUGCCAAUGGCCCGGUUGCCAAGCGUUUGAGGAGCCGUAAUAGACCCGUGGAGACUCACAAGCCCAAGUCGACUGCUCGCAUCAAGCCGAAAAAGCCGAAAAAGCCUCCUCUCAAUUCCGAAUCGCAGGCCAAACAAGACGCGUUUCAAUCGCUAUACCAAACCUCUAUCGAUUCUUUUCGAGCGCGUCAACGACGUUAUCUCAUUACCCAUCGCGACCUGUUCAUAUCACUCUUACCGCCAGACAGGCACAGACACUUCGAAAAGCACAUCCAAGACCGAGCUCCUUACGAUGAUAUCCCAACCGAUCCAAAGUCUACUCCUAAUCAGGUCUCACCCUGGAAGCGCGUACCUCAGCCCAAGUCGAUCAAGGGCGAGUUGAAAUCCUAUCAAAUCACCGGCCUCAGCUUCUUGGUCUAUCUCCACUCAAACGGAAUGAACGGCAUCUUGGGAGAUGAGAUGGGACUUGGGAAGACUCUACAGACACUCGCCUUGUUGGUUCAUCUGAAGGAAGGAACUACUCUCGGGGGCUCUCAACUUCCACACCUAAUUAUCUGUCCCUUGUCGGUCCUCUCAUCUUGGGGCAAUGAAAUCAAGAGGUGGACCAAUCUAUCGUUUAUCAACUUCCACGGUACUCAUGCUCGCAGGAAGAGUAUCAUGACCAGUCUCAUCGGACUUGGGGUCAAAGCCCCUGGCAAAGGCUCGCCAGAUUUGGUAGUUGCUUCCUAUGAAUCUUAUCAAGCCGAGGAAUCCUGGUUCAAACAUCGCGCAUGGGGUUACGUGAUUUUGGACGAAGGACAUCGGAUCAAAAAUCAUGAAACUUUAAUGUCCCAAUCCUUACAGACUAUCAGAUCGACCCACCGCUUGAUCUUGACUGGAACCCCGGUACAGAACAACUUGAUCGAAUUAUGGUGCUUGUUCCAUUGGCUCUUACCCGAAGUCUUCCCGGAACACACCCGUGAACGGUUCAAGAGGGCUUUCGACUUAACCGCGGGAACUUACGACUCUGAAAUGUUAAAAUCAAGUCACCAGCUGUUGAAACUACUUAUGCUCAGGCGUACCAAAGAUAGCGUCCAAGGCGAAUUAUCCGUUCCGCCCCGAGAAGAGAUUGAUUUAUUCAUUCCUAUGUCCAGUUGUCAGCGAUUCUGGACCAAACGAUUAAUAAUGCGCUGUGAUAAUAGCGCGUUACGUGAUAUUUUUAACGGUCCCUCGAUUAAAACCGAAAAUACAGAAAUUCUCACUGAGACGGCCGACCCGCCUUUGAAAGCAGAAGAAAGUCUCGCCCCAGCGCCCAACCUCUCACCUGCUCAACCGGUCACUAAGCUCUCUCAACAAAUCCGGUAUGCCCUGGAAGCCGAGGAAGGAAGUACGAACUCUCAAUCUUAUAAGAAACUGUUGAAUCUCCUGAUGCAACUGAGGAAAGUCUGUAAUCAUCCAUAUCUGAUGCCCAAUUCUGAACCUGAACCCUUCCUCAUUGCUGAGCACAUCGUCAAUGUGUCUUCGAAGUUGGUCAUGCUGGACAAGAUCCUGAAAUCUGAAUUACCCAAGGGGAAACGGUUAUUGAUAUUCUCAUCUUUCACAUCCAUGCUUGAUAUUCUUGAAGACUUUCUAAACUUGAGGCAGAUUGAUUACCUCAGAUUGGAUGGAUCAACUCCUGUAGCCAGGCGUAACUUGGCAAUUCGAAUCUUCCAACAAACCAAAACAAUGGAUACGCUCAAAUCGCAUGGCUCUUCAUCCCAACGAAUCGUUCCCAUCUUCUUAAUAUCUACCAAAGCAGGUGGCUUGGGCAUUAAUCUCACUGCAGCCGACACAGUUGUUCUCUACGACUCUUCUUGGAAUCCUCAGGUAGAUAUUCAAGCAAUAGCUCGAGCUCAUCGAAUCGGUCAGACCCAGAAUGUGACCGUUUACCGUUUGAUCUGUGCGGAAUCAGUCGAGCAUCAAAUGAUCGGCCGUUUACGUAAAAAACUCUAUCUUUCGUUGAAGAUCUUGGACUCUCACCCUACAACCAAGGGGACCGGCCCGGGUGACUUGUUGGGAAAUACUGAUGAAUCAGUUGAUGAGGAAACCACCAUGAAGACUUCCAUGUCAGCUGCUGAUCUCUGUGCAAUCCUUCGCGGCGGUGCCAGCUCCCUACACAAGCACUGGGGACAGGCCAAUGAUUCAAACACGCUAGCUGAUGAUGACGAGCGCUCUGGAUACAACGAAUUCUUGAAUGCCUCCUUCGACGAAAUCUUGAACCGAGCCAAGGAAUUUGCAAAGAAGGAGCAAACGAAGCUUAAAAUCGAAGUAGGCCAUCAAGACCGAUCGAAUUCGGACGCAGAAAUCGUUAAAAAGAUUGAAGAAGAAGAGCUAGCCCUCUUAAGGGGUGCUGAAGUAGUUCGCUGUAGGCUGUUCGAAGGCAAGAAGUACACCGCCAGUAAUAAGGAUAUACUCAACGAAUGGGACAACCUUCAACCCAAACGAGUCUCGAAAGCGACCACUACUAUCAUUGAUGGACACGCGGUCCAAUCCAAGUCGGUGAGCAACGCACGCUGGGAAGCGGUCAAGACGCUCACGAGUGAUCCAGUCCUACUCGCCAAACUGCAAGAUUCCAAACGAAAAAAGAAAGUGUUCGAACACGAGGAAACUUGCAUGUGUUGUCAUGAUACCGGUGAGCUGUAUAUGUGCUCACAUUGCCCCCGAGUUGUCCAUUUCAAGUGCAUGGGAUCCACGUCGCCUCCGAACAUGUCCUUCACAUGCAGUCAACAUAGAUGUGUGGUAUGCCAGCGAGCCGGGCCCGAAGCAGGUGGUAUGCUAUAUCGUUGUCAGACUUGUCCGGAUGCGUAUUGUGAAGAAUGUCUCCCUCACGAGAACUUUUAUUCGAUGGGCGAUACCCUCCCGGAAUUUCUGUUGCUCGGUUACGGGCCGAUGUCCCAGGCUCACUACAUCCGAUGCGUAGAAUGUCUUAAACAUUUUGAAUCGAAUCCGGAGACCAAGGCGAUGUGGGAGGCCGAAGAAAAACACAUCAAGGAACAGCUAGCUUUGAAAAAUGAACACCAACUGAUCAACAUGGUCAAUACUUCUUAAUUCUCCUCACUUUUUAUUUUAUUUUUCAUUACAUGUCCUUUUGUGUGUGUAGAAUAGAAAAUGAUUGCUGGCUAUCGUAGCGAUUGAUUUAUUACUUGGAGCUGCUGAAUAUCUAACAUUCACCUCUCGGUACGCUUUGUUUGUCUCUAAUUGGAUGUGCUGAUCUAAUACUGUAGGAACUCCAUCUCUUGUUGUCUCGCAACACUAAUCAGCAGUAUUUUGGCUCUCAUCUUGCCUAGAUAGUAAGAGAAAAUUCAAUGUGAUCCCCUAGA
Molecule: messenger RNA, 3476 nt
Organism: Puccinia graminis f. sp. tritici CRL 75-36-700-3
Lineage: Eukaryota; Fungi; Basidiomycota; Pucciniomycetes; Pucciniales; Pucciniaceae
Exons: 5
Coding region: 73-3204 (1043 amino acids)
Biological process (GO): positive regulation of transcription by RNA polymerase II
Cellular component (GO): nucleus
Molecular function (GO): DNA binding; ATP binding; ATP-dependent chromatin remodeler activity
Source: RefSeq, a predicted model, not a curated record